GUUUCCCGACGGCGCUCCCAUCACAUUGAAUUGGUGCUGCAGUUUCUCAUAUUGCUCUUAUUCCCAGCUGGAGUAUUGUCUGGAUUGUCGUGUUAUCUGUUGUGUUUUCGGGGCCUGCGAGCGGACUCGAAUAAUAAAUAAAAAAAAAAUCAUGUCGUUUUGAUAAAACCUAUUUAAAGUGACGUGAGUAAGGGUAGUGCUGUAUAGUUGUGUGAUACAGACAGAAUAUGGUAUGGAGAGAGAGAGCUACAACGACGAGUGUUCCAAACGGUUGGGUUGGCACGACGUGAACGCAGGUAUAAUUUAAUAAAGCCCACCAGUGGCAUACAACAGGGGAGGCUGGCGAUUUAACAGGAUAUCGAUUUGUGGCCCCCGCGAGAGCGGAGCCAGUGUGUGCCCGUGUCGUGUGUGCCUUUCUGGUCUCACUCAGUUGCAUUGCCAUUCAGCAUUUGCCAGAGCAAAGAGAAGAAGCUGAAGAAGGAGGCGGCCAUGGACGUCGAUAUUUUUGGGGCACAGCUUACCGUGUUGAGGCUCUAUCGUUCGAGCUGUCUAAGGCCUUGUGUAAAGGCCUGAUAGGGCCCAAACACAAAAAUAUUUUAAUUACUUAUUUAAUAUUAUUAAUUAACUACACCUAUAAUACAUUAAAAAAAUAUUUUAAAAUAAAAAAUAGAUAAAUAAAAUGUUACAAGGACCCCAGGAAUACGUUAACGUUAACAAAUAAACCAGUGUAACGAGCAGCUGAAGGAGGAGGAGAAGAACAAGACAGAGAUACACAACACAUACGACCGAUAAGUUAGAAAGAAAUAAAAUAUCACACGACUGGUGAGCGAGAGCAAACAAGGGAGAAAAAAGAAAGAUCGAGUACUUGAGAGAAGUGAGAAAGAUUGAUACGGAAGAAAAGUGUGAGAGAGAGAGGUUGAGGAAGGACAAUCAUUUAAUACGGUUGAGAGAUUCAUCUUUUGACGACACUCAACAAUACUAAAACGACACUCUUUCUCUCCUCUCUCUCUCUCUUUCUCUGUCUCUCGUUUUUUAAUAUAUUUUUUUUUUCCAUCACAUACGUACCAGUUUUUUUUGUUAUUGAAAAAAAUUUUUUUACUAUUCAUUUUUUUCCUUGUAUAGUGUGUAUAUAAUAUAUAUAAAUGUGUGGGACAAACAUGUCCUAACUACAGGACGGAUAAAAGCCUCAAUAGAAUAGAAAACGCGAGUGUAAGAGAAACAGUAAAGAUGGAACUCGGCGUCACGACAGAUAUCGGAGGGGCGGUCGCAUGUCCUGUGUGUACAUUAUAUCUCAGAGAAGGUAUAAGUCUUCAGAGGCACUUGGACACCCAUCCAAAGGAACAAGUGAUAGAGGCACUGAUAAAAGCUAGUGGCUCGUCGUCAAGUUUGUCGUCUCUUCAGUUACCUCAAACCCAAGUGCCUCAGGUACCGCAAACCCUUCAGCCGUCACCGCCACAACAGCAGGUCAAUGCCCAAAGCUCAACUUCAACACCAACAGCAGCAGCUGUUGCUGCUGCUCACAUUCCUACGCAGGCCCCGUUUCCUAUUGGUCCUGUCUUUGAGUGUCCACCGAUCAAUGCAAUGAUGCCACCGCAAUUUGCCUCUUUUAACUAUCAACAAUUUGUCAACAAUGGUACUAUGAUGAUUCCACAGUACGCGAUGGCACCACCUCAGGCCAAUCAGAUGAUGCAGAUGCUUUACAAUCCGUACAGCAUGUAUCAACAGCAACAGGUACCGACUGUUCAGAUGAUUUCACCGGUAUCAGCACUCCCGACGACUCGUAUCAGACCGGUAGUUACUGUAGCUAAUGCUGAAACUAAUAGAAAUGUUAUUAUUUCAACUAGUACUAAUGAACAUAAACAAAUAAUACCAGAGAUUAUUUCAGAGCCAAAUAUGGAAAGGAUUUUACCAGACAUGGAGAGUUGUGAAACUUCGACUCAACAGUCAAUCGAUAAUACAACAGAUAUACGACAUGAUAAUAAUUGUAAUGAUAAUGAUAAUAAUAAUAUUUCUGUUAGACAAUUGGAUCAUCGAGAUCAACAGACCCAGAGUAAUUCACCGAGGCCGGUUAUAAAUAACAGUGAAAUUGUGAGAAAUGACACUGUCUCAGUGGUCUGUGAAUCAUCAGCUUCUGAAGAAGAUAAGUCUGAGAGUAUUCUUCCAGAUAUGGAGGAACCUGAGCCCGAUAUUGAUACUGACGUUCAAUGUAGAAAUGAACAACAACAACAGCAACAACAUCAUAAUCAAGAUCGACAUCAGAGAUUUUCAUCUACGUACAAUAGUCAAGCUGACAAUGAAAAUAGUAAUACUGACACGCGAUUAAAUCACCUUACAGAAGAUCAAGAUAAAUUGGAGUCUCAGGAAUCAUUGAGCUCAGAAAAAUUGAAGUCAUCAGAGUCUAUUGAAUUAGAAGCUAAUUCAGCUCCAACUCCAAUAAUUAUAGAUACUUGUCAGCAAAAUGAAGAAGAGCAUCUGGAACAUCUUUUUAUUACAAUGAUUGAGUCAGGUUUUGUCGAGACGCAUGAAAAAACAAAUGAUGAUGAGUCCAUUCAGGAAUCUAACCUUAAAAUAAAUAAAACUGCAAAGCAAAAUGAAGAACAAAUGGAAGAAGAAUCUGAAAAUCAUCUUACUCCUGAAGAUAUAAAAUAUAUUAAUAACACCGAAGCUUGCGUAGAAACAGAUAAGUGCAUUGACACAAGUAUUAUUGACGAGUGCGACUUUGACUAUGCAUAUCGGUAUAAACAUAGUUUAUCAGCGCCUGCGUCUCCAGUAUCAGCGUCAAAAAAAAUAUCACACUCUUAUUCAACGAGAUCUGAAUGUGGUUCUAAUGAAAAUCUUAAUUUUUAUCCAGCUGGUUUUGACGCAUCUACAUUGCAAGUUGAUGUUGAUGAUGAAGAUGAAGAUGAGGAAGACGAUGAUGAUGAAGAAGAGGAUGACGAUGAUGAUGAAGAAGAGGAGGAAGAGGAAGAAGAGGAAGAAUCUAAACAUGUAGGUGAUAAUUUUGAUGAAGAGGAUAUGGAGAUUGAAGAAAUAGCUAGUCCCCAUACACCAUUUGCCAAACAAAAUGAUGAUUUAGAUAAUGUACGUUCUCAUACGCCAUUAUCCGCUAUCAGUGGUAUCUCUGGUCUUCGAGUACGCAGAGAUCUCAGUAAACCAUCAUCCCCUAUAUCGAUGCG
Cotesia glomerata is the source of this 3176-nucleotide messenger RNA. RefSeq names its product myb-like protein AA. The transcript has 2 exons. The annotation marks the transcript as partial. The record is from RefSeq and is a predicted model, not a curated record. NCBI's taxonomy places the organism in Eukaryota, Metazoa, Arthropoda, Insecta, Hymenoptera, Braconidae.